AAUCGAUGAUAUCUAAAGAAAAUAUAAAUUCAAGAGAGUGACAGUGCAAGAUAUAGAAGAGCUUGUUAUCAGUUGUCCCAAGCAAAGAUUUGGUCUAAAGGAAGAAGAUGGUGUAUACUACAUUAAGGCUAACCAAGGCCAUUCAAUACAGGUAGAAGAUCCAGAGUUGACAGAAAUCACUCUUGAGGACAGGGUGCUAGAGGUAGUCCAUGGGACAUAUUACCGCCAUUGGCCUAGCAUCAGGGAGCAGGGUCUGAGUCGCAUGAAUAGGACGCACAUUCAUUUUGCCCCAGGUUUACCAGGCGACUCAUCUGUCAUAAGUGGCAUGCGCUCUUCUUGCCAGCUGUACAUCUGGAUCAAUUUGCCCAAGGCACUGGAGGAUGGUUUUAAAUUCUACAAGUCUGCAAACAAUGUGAUAUUGUGUCCGGGUAAUGAAGAGGGAUUUUUGCCUCCAAAGUACUUUGCAAAAGCUGUAGACAAGAGAACAGGUGGAGACUGUCUUUAAAGAGCACAGCAGAUAUUACUCCCAAGUGUUUUGUGCAUCAGUUGAGAGAUUUGAACCAUGAGUGUCUGAAAUUAACAAAGAGAAAGUGUUACAUUAUAAAAGAACCUUUCACAUUUUUAUUUUUAAAAAGGAUUUUUUUUUUCCUUUUUUUUUCUCCCUCUGAAGUUAUUUUUGUGCACAGUUUAUUACUGAUUUUAGCAUACUCCAUUCAACAAUGAGAUAUCUCUGUGUUGGAUGGGUGUUUUGUGGAAGUAUAAUAGAUAGUCUUUCUAGUGCAUCAUCUAAGACUGGAAGCUGUGUAGAAUUUUUAAAAAAAUAUGCAAUGAAACUGAUAUCUGUUUGAUAAAAGUGAACAUAGUUGAUCCAUUUACCAAUCUAGAAACAUUAUUGAGUAGAAUAUCCAGGGUGCAAUAAAUGCAGGAUGGCAGAAGUAACAGUAAAGCCAAAACAGGAAAGCCAGACCUGUUUCUUUUGCAAGACGGGGCCACUUGACAAACUUGUGUACAUAACUCACAUACUGGGCAAACGGCAUCAGAAGAACCUCAAAAACAGGAAUCAGCCUCCAGCUAGUGAUGUGGCACGCCGCACAGUUCAUGUCUCAGGUUAUGAUGCAAACACCCAAAUUGAAACUAUCUUAGGGGCCUUUUGGAAGCACAGAGUGCGGAAUGUUAAUUACCAGCAAGGGUUUACCUUUAUUGAGUUUGAUACUGUUGACAUAGCCCAGGAAGUGCUAAAACAGAAGUAUAGCAUAGGAAACAAACCAUUGAAAGUUAGUGCUAAACGUCAGAAUAAUUCGCGGAAUGAUGGUGCUGAGGCUCUUGUGCUUAGUCAGUUUUUAGAGAACAUGCUGAAGCAGAGGGUGCCUGCCAAUCAGAUCGACAACCAGAUUUAUUCCAUUAUCAGAGAAAUUGAGCUUAGGCCAGAGGACUACCAAUGCAGGGAAUAUCUGAGGAAAAGUAUGAUGGAGUUUCUUGCACCACAUUUUCCAAAGGUGUUUGCCUAUGUCUUUGGAUCCUCUGCUAAUAACUUGGGCUUUGUUGGCUGUGACGUGGAUCUCUACAUGGAUCUCGGAGUGGAUCCGUGGGCGCAGGGAUCAAAAAGUGAGAUGGAUAGCAAAGCCAGUGAUUUGACAUGGUACUUAGCAAGAGAAAUUCGAAGAUCUCGACGGGGGAUAAAUGUUCGUGCAGUUGCCCGAGCAAGAGUCCCAAUUGUCAAGUUUAUAGAUUCUGUAACAAGAUUGCAGGUUGAUCUCUCUUUCAAGCACGGUAUGCCUGUGUACAACACUGCCCUCAUUUGCCAAUAUACUCGCACCCAUUACCUUGUGCGGCCAUACCUCAUGAUCAUAAGAUUCUGGGCAAAAAUUCAGGGAAUAACCGGGGGUGGACAACCAGCUACCCUGAUCACCAACUAUGCCUUUACAAUGCUCAUGCUUUUCGUCCUUAUGUCCCGGAGUGACCCAGUUGUGCCAUCAGUAGCCCAUCUGAAGAGACUGUACCAAGGGGACAUGGCUGGUCAGUGCAUUGUAGGUGGCUGGGACUGCGGCUUUGGGCGGAAUGUUGUGGAAUGGAGUGAGAGAAGACACAACACAAGUGUCUUUGAGCUUAUAACAGAAUUCUUUGAUUAUUAUGGAAAGUUUGAUGCAAAGAAAUGGAUGGUAUGCCCUCUAGCUGGUUUUUUGGUUGAAAGAUCAAGCAUAAAAGAAAGGAAUCUUAGGAAGUUGCCAUCUUGUAUGGACAUUUACUGUAGGCAGGAUGUAAACAUACAAGUAGAUACACCCAUUUGUGUUCAAGAUCCUUUUGAGCAUAGUCAUAACAUCACAAGAGGCCUUCGUGAUGCUCCACUGGCCGAGUUUCAGUUGAAGUGCAGAAGAGCGGCUGAGAUUUGCCGCGAUGUACUUAAAGGCAAAGAGUCUCUCGGAAAACUGCUUGAGCCUAUUGAAAUUUCCUCCGAAGAUUUGACAGAGAUCACAAUCACAGAUGAUGAGAGCCCUGAGGAGGUUGACCAGUCUCAAGAAGUUAUCACACUGGAUGAUUCUGAUGCAGAUACAUCCCAAGAUUCCAUUGAGAUAUUAGACAUUCCCAAGAAGAAUGGAGGAGAAAUUUCAGUGUCUCCAGUACCUGGGCCAAGCACUGCUGUUGGAACUGAAGCUAAAAAAGUAGUAGACUGUAGUGACAUUAUCAUUAUUAAUGAAGGAAGUUCAAAAAAGAAAAGGAAUGAGGCCACAGCAAAUGGUGUACAAGAAAAGGAAAUGGAGUUAAAUGGUGUAAUAUCUCAAACCUCGGAGGAGUUGGAGCUGGUAAUGAACCAAACAGAGACUGGUCCAGAGCAAAAACUUUACAAAUAUCCCCUGGAUUUUAAAAACUGCACUGAAUUCACAGUUACUGCUGACGGGGAAGUGUCUAGAGGUAAAGGAUCGAUGACUGGAGCAAAUGAUAUUGGACAGGCUGCUUCUAGUUUAAUUCAUUUUGUACUGAAGCAGUGUCUUAAGAUUGAUGUAUCAAUAGUCGAGGUCACAUCUUCCAGCAAGAAAAGAAAAUCUGAGAGUCCAGAAGACGACUCUGAAUCUGGCAAGCGGAGGAAAGUUCGAGAUGGAGUCGGUGUGUCUGUUGCCAUGAAGUACCGCCGCGUGGCUCAAUAUGACUGCACAUCAGAGUCAAAACUGUGGAUUGGUCGGAAGAUGAUGUCCAAAAGAAUUCCUCAGGAGGUGAACAGCAACCCCUUGAAGCAUGAGAUGGCUAUCACAGCUGCGCAGAUCCAGAUCAGCGAUGGUAAAUCGGCUCCCAAGGCUGAGUUGCUAGAGUUCACACUUGGGGUUUGGCAGGAGUGUGAAAACCCUUGUAAAAUCUUAGUGACUGGGGAUUCAAGGUCUGAUGAGCGCAUCACCCGCAGCCAAAUGGCCAAUAUGUACGCUUACUUGAGCUCACUUUCGCAGCAGCUGCUUAGAAGAGUUCAACAUUAUGUUAAUCUUCAAACAGAAAUAGUGCCAAGUGUUUCAGAACUCAAGGAAGGAAAUUCUACUUAAAGCCUUUUUUGUUAUGUUUGUUCAGCAAGAUACACAGUUAUGAUAUAAGGACGAUGAAAGAAGAUAAAGGCAAAUUAAUUUUUAAGUAAGUGUUCUGAUCUCUACAAGUCUCUUUUGUUUAUAUUCCAUUUUCAACUGUACAUUUAUGACUUCAAAUGUAGGGAAUAUGUUUAGCAGGAGGAACAGUGAUUGUUCAAGCACAAUGAUUUUACCAUACCAGUCGAUGACUUCUUUAAGGAUUAUUUUAUUUUGAGUGAGCUGUAUGCGAGUCAGUGAGGAUCUAGAAGUGUGAAUGAAUUAUGCUCGUUGUAUGUUUUUUCUUGAUGCUUUUCUUUUCAGAGUGUGUGUGCAAUGGAUAAGUGUUUAUAAUGAAGAUUUACUUGUCAGUGAUUUGUCUUGUGGUGAACUUUUCGAGAGUUGUAGAUGCAAAUAAAAAAAUUAAAAAAAGGUAA
Molecule: messenger RNA, 3979 nt
Organism: Penaeus monodon (black tiger shrimp)
Lineage: Eukaryota; Metazoa; Arthropoda; Malacostraca; Decapoda; Penaeidae
Product: speckle targeted PIP5K1A-regulated poly(A) polymerase-like
Exons: 12
Coding region: 927-3527 (866 amino acids)
Molecular function (GO): poly(A) RNA polymerase activity; RNA binding
Source: RefSeq, a predicted model, not a curated record